GGUGUCUUGCCCAUGUCGUCCUCCCCUGCUGCUGCGGAUAUACAUGCCCACCCAGUCUCGUCGAGCAUGGAGAUCGCUAUGUCUGAGAUUGGAGAUGUAGCUUUGGUGGGCCGCCAACGGAGCGGGCCGAAGGACGAGGAAAUGACACGGCCCUUGUCUCAAGGAGAUCGCGAGGGAUUCGACUCGUUGCCGAUUGCGAGCGAGGUUCGCAGCAAGUGGAAGAUAUGUGCAAUCAUGAUUGCGCUCGCGGUAAGGGGAAUCCACCAACGCUGACGCGGAUAAGACGGGGCCAUUGUCUGGGUAGAUCAUACAAGGACUACUGACGAUUCACCGACUGACUCACAUCUCUCUCUCCAGCUCGGGAUGUUUGUCGCUGCCCUCGAUCAAACGAUUGUGGCUACUGCGACCCCCACAAUCUCCGCGGAGCUGCACUCGGCCGCCGGCUAUGUCUGGAUCGGCGGCGCCUAUCUUCUGGCCAACGCUGCCAGCUCCAAUAUUUGGGUCAAUCUGUCGGAUAUUUGGGGCCGCAAGCCCAUUCUGCUGGCGGCAGUCGCGCUUUUCUUUGGAUCCUCGAUCAUAUGUGCAAUGGCGGUCAACAUGCCCAUGCUGAUAGCUGGCCGUGGGCUUCAGGGCGUCGCCGGUGGCGGCCUCCUCCAGCUGGUCAUCGUCGCCAUUUCAGAUCUGUUCAGUGUUCGACUUCGCAGUCUGUUCAUGGGCCUGAUGGAGUUUAUUUGGGCCAUUGCGGGCGCCCUGGGUCCCAUCGUUGGUGGUGCCUUGACCCAGUCGGUUUCAUGGCGGUGGGUUUUCUGGAUCAAUCUACCCGUCUGCGGUGUGGCCUUCAUUCUGCUCCUCGUAUUUUUGGAUGUACACAACCCCAGAACCUCCGUCAUCGAUGGUAUCAAAGCAGUCGACUGGUGGGGCAGUUUUGCCAUUCUCGCCCUGACGGUCAUGCUCCUGCUGGGCUUGGACUUUGGAGGGAACACCUUCCCCUGGAGCUCGGCUAAGGUCAUCUGUCUGAUUGUCUUUGGCGCGCUGAUGUCGCUCGUGUUUAUUUACUGCGAGAAACGCCUUGCAAAGUACCCGCUGAUGCCGUUGGGGAUCUUCAAAACUCGAUCCAACAUCGCCUGCUUCCUGGUCGAUUUUACCCAUGGGGUUGCCUACAUAGGAAUGGAGUAUUACCUCCCUCUCUAUUUUCAGUCGGUCCAGAUGGCCUCCCCGUUUCGCUCUGGUCUUCUUCUUCUCCCCUUCAUUUUAACCGAAGCCUUGCUGAGCCUCGCUGCGGGGCUCAUCAUCCACGCCACCGGUCACUAUCUGGAGGUUAUCUGGAUCGGCAUGACGCUUGUCGUCCUGGGAGCCGGACUUCUCAUUGACUACGGCAUUGACACCUCCCUGGGGAAGAUCAUCGGAUAUCAGAUGGUGGCCGGCUCGGGCUGUGGGCUUCUCUUCACCCCGCCACUUAUCGCCCUCCAGAGUGGCAUCAAGCAGAGUGAAACGGCCAGCGCCACGGCGACCUUCGGCUUUAUCCGCAACGUGGCCAUGGCGCUGUCUGUGGUCAUCGGCGGAGUGGUCUUCCAGAACGGCAUGAACACGCAGCAAUCCAGCCUCCGCAGGGCCGGCCUUUCCCCGUCCUUGAUGGCGGAGUUCACGGGAGCCGAAGCCGCCGCCAACGUGGUGUCGAUCCAUGCGGUCAAGGAUCCCCAGCAGCGACAGGCUGUCACGAGCGCCUUUGCCUGGGGUCUGCGCAAUAUGUGGAUUCUAUACACCGCUCUGGCCGCAUGUGGACUGAUCGCCAGUGUUUUCAUUCAACGCCAGCAUCUCAGCCAAGAACACGUUGAAACGAAGACUGGACUGAAGGAGAAGGAGGCAUCUGCAGUUUCCAACGUCCCCCUUGAUUCUGGUUUGCCUAGCACCUAAAGUCAGGGUCCACCUGCUUCACGUCUUAUCGAACUUGGUGACAGAUCAUAGUACACCUCAGUUGUUCUGCAGAGGAUUAAAAUUCAUUUCGGGCAUUUCACGUACAUAUCAGACAAAAAGCUUUUCGGGAUAGUUCAAAA
Molecule: messenger RNA, 2054 nt
Organism: Aspergillus candidus
Lineage: Eukaryota; Fungi; Ascomycota; Eurotiomycetes; Eurotiales; Aspergillaceae
Product: MDR family MFS transporter
Exons: 3
Coding region: 364-1914 (516 amino acids)
Biological process (GO): transmembrane transport
Molecular function (GO): transmembrane transporter activity
Source: RefSeq, a predicted model, not a curated record